UUCGUAGUAUAUAAGAUCCAACGGUUGCGGGAGUCAUUUUUCAGAAUGUUCUAAGUGCUGACAGACAAUACAUAUUGGUACAGGUGGUUUGACAGUUGUAUACAAUUGUUAUAAGAGAUAAAAUGAAGUGCAAUGUGAAAAUGAAGUUAAAUCCCAGCGUACGUUAGAACAGAAAGCCUUAGACUUUCCACGGAGAGCAAACAAUGUUACAAGCAUGUGUCGUUGGAGUUAUAUUGGGAUUAUCAAUCGUGAUAAGCGCGGACUGGAAUUUUCUUAAGUGUUUCGAAACUGAGAAGAAGUGUCCCAAUGAAAAUGUUAGUUUUUGGCUGUAUACAAGAGAUACCGAGGACAACCCGACAAACCUCAAUAUGUUUGAACCCGAUACAAUCGAUCGUGCCCCGUUCAUUCCUGGCCGUCCAUUGAUAGUUUUGAUUCACGGUUAUACUGGGCACCGAGACUAUGCACCUAACACGUCGAUCCGUCCGGCAUAUUUGGCCGACGGCGAAUAUAAUAUUGUUUCCUUGGACUACAACCCUCUGGCGCUAGAACCAUGCUACUACCAGGCCGUGCGAAAUCUCCCCACGGUCGCGAACUGUACUGCCCAGCUAUUAGACUAUAUGAUCGAGCGCCGGAUGUUCACCCUAAGUGACAUUCACGUUGUGGGGUUCAGCCUCGGAGGUCAGACUUCCGGCAUGAUUGGCAAUUAUCUUCGAGCGGGUAAACUGCAACGAAUAACUGGCUUAGAUCCAGCCAAGCCACUCUUCAUCACUGCGCCAAGCGAAUUUAAACUGGACCAGUCGGACGCGGAAUUUGUGCAAGUUAUUCACACGGACGUAUUUGCGAGAGGUAUCCUUCACCCCAGUGGCCACACAGAUUUUUACAUUAACGGUGGCGUGGAACAGCCAGGGUGCAGCCAGCAAACGACGAUGACAACCGGAGAGUGUAAUCACAACCGAGCGCCGGAAUAUUACGCGGAAUCAAUCGCCACGGAAGCGGGUUUCUACGGGUACAGGUGUGCCCACUGGUAUCUCUACAUGCUGGGAAUGUGCCGAGUCGACGAACAGAGCAUGAUUGCCCUUAUGGGCGCACAUACUCCAAACACAACACGUGGCUUAUAUUUUUUGAAUGCAAAUUCGCAGGCGCCUUAUGCCCAGGGGAAAGAUUUCAGCCGAAGACUGGAUUUUGUAGCUCCAUCGUAAAUUACAGAAAAAUAAAAAAGAAACAGUUUAAUUACGAAU
Molecule: messenger RNA, 1238 nt
Organism: Wyeomyia smithii (pitcher-plant mosquito)
Lineage: Eukaryota; Metazoa; Arthropoda; Insecta; Diptera; Culicidae
Product: pancreatic lipase-related protein 2-like
Exons: 3
Coding region: 204-1199 (331 amino acids)
Biological process (GO): lipid metabolic process
Molecular function (GO): lipase activity
Source: RefSeq, a predicted model, not a curated record